Molecule: messenger RNA, 342 nt
Organism: Phytophthora megakarya
Lineage: Eukaryota; Oomycota; Peronosporomycetes; Peronosporales; Peronosporaceae
Source: the annotation of a GenBank genome assembly
AUGGGCUGCUCUUCUUUUGCCGCAAAAACGCUGCAACGAGACGAAGACCGCGAUGGCAUCGUCAGAAUGGUAGUACUCGAUAGCUUGCAUCUAGAAGGAGGCCAUCAAGGUGUCAGAAGAAAGUACUGGAGGAUCCAAGCGAACUUUCACUGGCGUGGGUUGUAUCGAAGGGUACAACGAUACGUGGGGGAGUGUACCGAUUAUGAAACCGGGAAGGGAAAGGCAACGGGUCAGGGAGAGUCACCAGGGAAUAUACAGGGCACGUACCCUUUUGAGGUGAUCUCCAUGGACCACAUUUCGUCAUUGCCGAAGCCAUUCAAGUGGGGAACACCAAACUGCUGA